Molecule: messenger RNA, 1814 nt
Organism: Hipposideros armiger (great roundleaf bat)
Lineage: Eukaryota; Metazoa; Chordata; Mammalia; Chiroptera; Hipposideridae
Gene: HEYL
Product: hes related family bHLH transcription factor with YRPW motif like
Exons: 5
Coding region: 54-1046 (330 amino acids)
Biological process (GO): regulation of DNA-templated transcription
Molecular function (GO): DNA binding; protein dimerization activity
Source: RefSeq, a predicted model, not a curated record
UUCCGGCUGGGAGCCUGCACCGCUCUGCUGAGACCUGGCAGCCUGAGCUCGCAAUGAAGCGGCCCAGGGAGCCCAGCGGCUCCGACGGCGAGUCCGACGGACCCAUCGACGUGGGCUGCGAGGGUGAGCUUAGCCAGAUGGCCAGGCCACUAUCCACCCCCAGCCCUUCACAGAUGCAAGCCAGGAAGAAACGCAGAGGGAUCAUAGAGAAACGGCGUCGGGAUCGUAUCAACAGCAGCCUUUCGGAAUUGCGGCGCUUGGUCCCCACCGCCUUUGAGAAGCAGGGCUCCUCCAAGCUGGAGAAAGCUGAGGUCCUGCAGAUGACGGUAGAUCACUUGAAAAUGCUCCACGCCACAGGUGGGACAGGAUUCUUUGAUGCCCGAGCCCUGGCAGUUGACUUCCGGAGCAUCGGUUUCCGGGAGUGCCUCACCGAGGUCAUCAGGUACCUGGGGGUCCUGGAAGGGCCCAGCAGCCGUGCGGACCCCGUCCGGAUUCGCCUUCUCUCCCACCUUAACAACUAUGCAGCUGAGAUGGAGCCUUCGCCCUCGCCCUCCGGCCCCCUGGCCUUCCCCGCCUGGCCCUGGCCCUUCUUCCACAGCUGUCCAGGGCUGUCAGCCCCGAGCAGCCAGCUCUCCAUCUUAGGAAGAGUGCCCGGCCCUGUCCUCCCCAGCGCCUCCUCUCUUGUUUAUCCCAUCCCAGCUCUCCGAACCGCUCCCAUGCGCAGAGCCGCUGGCACCAUCCUGCCAACCAGGAGGAAUUUGCUGCCCAGUCGAGGGGCAUCUUCCACCCGGAGGGCCCGCCCUCUGGAGAGGCCAGCUGUCUCCCUGCCCAUGGCCUCCAGCAGCAGGGCUGGCAGGAGCGGCCACGUGGCACCCCUCCUGCGGUCUUCCCCCACGCCCCCCACGCCCUCUGGUGUUCUGGGGUCCCCUGCUUAUACAGGUGUUGCUGCCUCCAGGCCCGCUUCCCCAGGGCCAGCUGGGAGGCCCACAGGAGCUGUGCUGUGCCACUCCUGGGUCUCCGAAAUCACGGAAGUCGGGGCUUUCUGAGCUGACUUUCCCCUCAGGAGUGAGGAGAGCUCCUUUCCCAGGAGCUCUGAAAAUGGCACUGCCUCCUCUGCCCUGCCUCCUGGACUGGCUCAUGUAUGACAGCAUCUUCUUUACCCAUCAGAGGCCCCUCUUCCUUUGGCCCAUCUCCCCUCUCACUGCUUGCCCCAGUUUGUCUACCCAGCUCUCCUGGAGCAGUUUUGGUCUCAGAGGCUGGUCGCACUUCUUACUUGGACAAAUGAGUCCUGGGAGAGUUGAAAGAGCUGUACCCAGACCCUUCUCCUGCCCCAGUACACAUGGGGCAGCAGGCAUGAAUCUCAGCUUUGGGAACAAAGCUUUGACCUGAAAGGUACAGUAGCCUGAGGCUGGCUGCUUCACUAGACAAAGCAGACCCCAACCAGGAGCAAUGCCUGACCGGCCACAACCUUCACGGGCUGAGAGGCCGGAACAUGGUGUCUGCCUUGCUUCUUGAGACAGUAAUGGAGCAGGGGCAACAAAGAGGUCUCCUGGGAACCCUGUCUCCCCCUGCACACCUGUCUUCAGCCCACCCCAUUGCAGUGAACCACAGCAAAGACCUGCUGUCCACCACGGCCAAGGCCUUUGGGCUGGGGGCCCAGCAGGGCCUGCUCCUGCCCUCUUCCCAGCUGCAGACACCCACCCUCCAGCUGACCGACAGUUCCCUGUACACCACUAGGAGGUUUCCUGGGAUACUCUCCCAGACAGGAGCCAGGACUGAGCAAAGAGCACCCAGCUCCCUGCUUCUCAUACCGU